AUGGCGAAUCAUAUGAAAGCAAGUGGAGGAACCGAUGGACCCAGUGGACCUAAUGCGAAUGCCACCGGGUCUGGUGAUCCUUUUUUGGACAUACCUGAAAUGGAUGCUGUUGACUCUCUGUUGAGUAGCAACAAUCAAUUACAACCAACAAUAACGACUCCCAGUUCCAUUACAACUACUCCAAAUAGUAAGGUGCUCAAUCCAGAUGUAUCUGUAUUAGCCAUAUAUGGAAAUGAUGCUAGUAAUAGUUAUACAUUGUCUAAAGUGGCAGAUGAUACGGUCAAGCACGAGAGUCAUAUAGAUAUGACUGCCCCAAAGGAGUAUUACGUCAAUAACAAGCACGACGACGAACAAUUGAACAAGAUGAUAUCGUUACGUAAGCCGAAAGGUAAAAAGAUUGGAUUGAGUUCGUCGAAACGGCCUGCCUUUGUGAUGAAAUUAUGGAAUAUGGUGAACGAUAAGGCCAAUAAGAAGUAUAUUCGAUGGAUUCCAGAUGGAAAGGCAUUCCAGGUUAGUGAUCGAGAGAGCUUUAUGAAGUAUGUUCUUCCCAAAUACUUCAAGCACAACAAUUUUGCGUCUUUUGUGAGGCAGUUAAACAUGUAUGGCUGGCACAAGAUUCAGGAUAUUAACUCUGGAUCGUUAAUUCAGGGAGAUGAGGUGUGGCAGUUCGAAAACCCGAACUUUGUAGAGAGUCGAGAGGAUUUAUUGGACAACAUUGUUCGAAAUAAGCCUUCCAAAGAGUCUGGUGAUGAUGAUAUUGAUAUUAGCGCACUUCUGGCUCAGCUGGAAGCAAUGCGUAAGAGCCAAAAGAUGAUUGAGGAUGAUCUCAGUCGGGUUCGGCAGGAUAAUGAGAUGCUCUGGAAAGAGAAUUAUCUGGCUCGUGAGCGUCAUAAAGCACAAUCGGAGACUCUAGAGAAGAUUCUAAGGUUUUUGGCUACUGUCUACGGUAAUAGCAGUACAAAGCUUUUGGAGAGUAUGAACGUUGGAAGUGGUGGUGGUGGUGCAGAUGCUCUUGACUUUGUUGCCAAGAACUCUCCCGCUGUUCAGAAUCAAAAUCUCUUUGAUUAUCAUUAUGGUGAUUCUUCUUUCCUGGCUGCAUCACCUACAGCAGCUGCAAAUGGAAAUAGAUUGAUGAUUAGCAACAAGGCAUAUACACCGCAUCCUUCUGGAAGCGUUAUUUCGUUGGCAGCCAGUUCAAGGACCCCUCACAGUACGGCUAUUGCAGAGGAAUCGCCUUUUCAAAGCAUUCAGGACAUUCAGGACAUCCAGGACAUCCAAGAAAUCCAUAGGGGUCCAGAGAACAGAAAUUUAGACACUUAUCCUAAUUCUCAGUUGAAUAUCGGUCAAUCUCCUCAACUGGUUAAUUCUCCAAGAGGUUAUUUCCCUGAACUUCCCACCACGCCUCUAAUUCAAUAUCGUCCUUUAUCUGAUCUUCCUCAGGAGACUUCGCAAGUUCAGCCGGUUCUGCCGGUUCAGCCGGUUCAGCUGCUUCAGCCGGUACAACCAGUUCAGCCGGUCCAACAAGUUCAGCUGGUCCAGCCAGCUCAAUCAGUCCAACCUGCUCAACCAGCUCAAUCGGUUCAACCAGCACAGCUCUCUAAUCCCGGUAGAGGCCGUAGUUCUUCUCUCUCAUCGAACCCUGAAGAAUUAAUGGGUAAUAUACAUAGUCAGCUCAACAAAAACCAAGGAACUUUGAAACAGAUGAACGAAUGGAUCAGUAAAUUGUCAGGAAAGCCCAGUGAGGAUAUCCUGGAUAACAAUCAAGACGAUCUUAAUGGUCUAUUGAUGCCCCAAUCGUUUGAUUUAGAUGGAAGUGGCCUAGAUCUGCCUAGCAACAAGAUUAACGAGCUGUAUGAUGGUAUUCGUUCUGGCCUCGAUAUCAACUCACCCACAGAUACCACACAAUCGGCACAGACGGUACCGGUUGCCAAAAAGAGGAAAGCUGGCCAGUCUUCUGAGCCUGUCAAGCGUAAGAAGUGA
Molecule: messenger RNA, 1980 nt
Organism: Brettanomyces nanus
Lineage: Eukaryota; Fungi; Ascomycota; Pichiomycetes; Pichiales; Pichiaceae
Exons: 1
Coding region: 1-1980 (659 amino acids)
Biological process (GO): regulation of DNA-templated transcription
Molecular function (GO): DNA-binding transcription factor activity; sequence-specific DNA binding
Source: RefSeq, a predicted model, not a curated record